AUGCAGGGCACGACCAUUACGAAUCCGUCGCGCAGGAAGACCACGCCUCCCAAUGUCAAGAAGCCCGUCCCGGACUGGCACAAGCUGGUCCGCCCACCCAUGUCCGAUGCCAACCCUCGGAAAUCCAACCUUGAGAAGGCCAUGGACGAAGACCUCGCAGAGCUCAGGAUCUGCAUAGACAUGUUCCUCAACUCACGCAUGAACGAGGCCGAGGCCCUGCUCCGGGGACGUCACAAACCAGAGUCGAUGUAUUACCAGUUCGGCAAGGCCCUGGUCGAUGCGCUGAGGGCUAUCCUCACUUUCUAUCCAGACGACAUUGAAAAGGCGAUGAAGAGCUUUGACUUGACACUCAAGGUGGCGAAUGCACAGCGGAAGACGAGCUCGAUCAUCGGAAUGGGUACCGUCAAGGCGUUCGGGAGCUGGGUCGUAGGGACGAUCGGUGCCAGCAGCUUCAAAGGGAUGACCAGGAUUGAGAAGCACGCGGAACUGGUCUACGCAGAGGCAAUGGUGCUGAGGGCCGGGUUCAGCAUCCUCUACCAUCAAGACUUUUGGUCGCUGCUCGAAGAAACCGUCUCCCUGCGCUCGGCAUUCGCAAUCUUCAAUGGCCUCAAAUCCCAUUUUGACACUGUGGAACAGGAACUCAAGGCUGGGGGCGACAUCUCGGAGCACCAUCUAGACGAACACCUGGUCACCGGCCUCAUCUUUGCAGCCUCGCUCUUCAACAUCGCCAUCUCGUUUUUUCCUGAUGUCAUCAUCAAGCUUCUCCAGUUUGUUGGUAUGCCAUCCGACAGAGACUGGGGACUCGCACUGCUCAACACUGCAGGACAGUGGAAUCCGAACGCCGGACCGGACUCUCCAAUCGACUUCCAGCAGCGGCUAAACUCACCGACAAACGACGGCAUGAGGCGGCAGAUCUGUGAUAUGGCUCCGAUUGCCAUCCAUUUGAUCGCGACGUCGUUCUUGCCGUUCCGGCAUGUGGACUAUUCGUUCGCGGAGCGGAUCAACAACUACAACCUGCACAAGUACCCGGAAUCGAUGUUUUUCUUGUUUCUUAAGGCAAGGCAUGCGCAAGUCAACACGAGACUGGACGAAUCGAUUGCGAUCCAUGAGGCGAUCACAGUGCAACCAGAAUGGAGAAACCUGAAGCAUGCGUGCGCGUUCGAGCAACUGAUGUGCGCCAUGAUGGAGAGCGACUAUGAUCUGGCAUGCACAAAGAGUCGCUUGCUUUUGAGGGAGAGCAACUGGUCCAAGACCAUAUUUCGAUAUUUAGCAGCAAUCACGACGAUGAGGCGCGGACGGCGCAAGGAGGCCGAAAGGGUUGUAGAGCUAAUGAAGAAGGUCGAGUUGGGGAUGCAAAAAUUCUGCGGGGUUGAGGUCUUCCCGGAGACAUUCUGCGCAAGAAAAGCAAAUCGAUACCUGAAUGAGGGUCGUCGUCUUCUUCUCCCGGACUACGACUUCCUCGUGCUCUGGAACGGGUUUGAAAUGAUGCCCAUGAAGUCCCUCCGUGUCGCGUUAUCCAACAUCAUGCUCGAGGUCCAGCGGCUCGAUGCGCUUUUGCCGCCGUCUAUGCUCGCCAUAUCGGAUUCGCGGCUCCCCAAGGGUGGCUAUACCAUCGAGGCGACCAAGGGAAUCAUGGGUACAUUCCGCUCUGGAGUCCACUCACUCACAAAAGCCGACAAAGUGGAAGGUUACGACCACUUUUACGACGACUACUGCAUCGUCCAUUACUUGCUUGGCCUCGUCGCCAAAAACAUUGCGUUCUUCCCCGAGGAGGUCUUUGACUCGGACAUGUGUGUGCUUGCGAUAAAGGCCUUCAAGACUGUGUUCCGGUAUGCGCCUUACAUCAAGGACGACACCUAUGCAUAUUACUUUUCACAUUAUAAUAUAGGCCUGAUCAUGAUGAAACAAGGGCAGUUGGACCGGGCGGAGGAAAAGUUCAAGUACUUGCUCAGCACGAUUAAUCCGACAUUGAUGGGCCUUCCGGCGCUGAUCGCGGGUAAGGGACGUAACUCGCUCGAGGUGCUGAUCUUGGCCAAGGCCCAUGCGGCCAUGUUCCUGCUGAGCGAGGAUCGUGCACAUGCAGCGGCAGACAUGUCUCGACCGGAUAUAACAGCAAGACAGCAGAUUUCGACCUCAGAGUCGUCUUUGCCUUCGAGUCCGGAAGGGUUGAGUGCUGCGCUCGGUGGGCUGGUCGUGACAAGGACGACGCAUUCCUCAGUGGAGUCGACGUCGUCCGGACGCGAGUCCACGGGCUCGGCUUCGAGCAUAACCAAGAUCGUAUAUGGCUACCGAGAUUUCCCAGUCGUCGAUGUGUCUCGCCAGCACUAA
Gamsiella multidivaricata is the source of this 2328-nucleotide messenger RNA. RefSeq lists its product as uncharacterized. Gene Ontology annotation, cellular component: mitochondrial outer membrane; nucleus; cytosol. The transcript is spliced from 3 exons. The record is from RefSeq and is a predicted model, not a curated record. NCBI's taxonomy places the organism in Eukaryota, Fungi, Mortierellomycota, Mortierellomycetes, Mortierellales, Mortierellaceae. The coding region runs from base 1 to 2328 and encodes 775 amino acids.